Molecule: messenger RNA, 1337 nt
Organism: Asparagus officinalis (garden asparagus)
Lineage: Eukaryota; Viridiplantae; Streptophyta; Magnoliopsida; Asparagales; Asparagaceae
Product: putative SWI/SNF-related matrix-associated actin-dependent regulator of chromatin subfamily A member 3-like 3
Exons: 4
Coding region: 144-656 (170 amino acids)
Molecular function (GO): ATP-dependent chromatin remodeler activity; ATP binding
Source: RefSeq, a predicted model, not a curated record
GGGGUGUAGGAAGAUUGUGGAGGCUGAGAUGGACUUGACAUUGGCAAAGAGUCAGGGCUAUUUGAGGCGAGAAAAUUCUUCUUCUCGUAAGAUACACUGGUUUUGGGAGUAAGCCUAAGAGGAAUGUGUUCAGGGGUUCUUGAAUGCCUACAGAUUUAGCAGAUGCAAUGGGGCUUGGAAAGACUGUCAUGACAAUUUCUCUAAUAUUUGCAAAUCAAAGGGGAAGAUCAAGAAACCAUAAUAUAGAAAUGGAAAAUCCUGAGGAAGAAUCAAAUUUUGUAAUGGGAGGAACCCUAAUUGUUUGUCCCAUGGCAUUAUGUGGCCAAUGGAAGGAUGAGCUAGAGACCCAUUCACGGUGGCCUGGUUCGAUUUCUGUAUUCAUUCACUACGGUUGUGACAAAACAAAUGAUCCCAGAGAAAUUGCCAUUUAUGAUGUGGUCUUAACAACAUAUGGGGUUCUACAAUCAUCUUUUAAAUCUAAUUCAAAUUCAAAGGCGAGCAUAUUUCAUAGAGUUAAUUGGUACAGAGUGGUACUAGAUGAAACACACACCAUCAAAUCUUUAAAAGCUCAAGUAGCCCAAUCAGCCUUUGCUCCGACUGCUUACUGCCGUUGGUGUCUUAUUGGUGAGCUAUUCUUAUUGCAGAAGAAGAUGUAAUAGAGAUAUUUUGCAUUAGAUCUCUGAUUGGAUUGCAAAGUUUGAUUCUUUGCUUGAUAGAUUGAUUCAAAGUUCAAAGUUUGGAUUCCUGGAGAGACGGUAUUGUGAUAUUCAUGGUUUUUGCUAUACCAUAAUUCCUCAUUUUUGGAAUAUCAGAAUAUUUUCCUGACUCCAACCUAUUAUAAUUUUGAUGUUUUUAGUUCUAGUUCAUUUCAACUUGAUAGGCUGAGGCCGUUGCUUAUGACAACCCAAUACCAGGUUAUGGGACAAGAAAUACUAUAAUUUGCGUUUAUGGGUGGCUAAACCUAAUGAUCAGUAUGAUAUGGUAUGCAGUGAUAUUUAUUUUGUUUAACACUGGAGAUUACAUCAAUGCAGUUAUUAGCAGCCAGCGAGCUGAAACAUAGCAGCGUACUCUAUUCUAAUGAUCGGUCUUAUCAGGUAUAUUCUGCACUUUGUCUGCACUGUAAUGCAUGAUACCUCCUCUUUCUUCCCCAUAUUGUGAUGAACCUCUUACCUUCAUAUUGUGUUUGUUUUAUGAUUUUUCUUAACAUUGUUUUGUGUUAAUAUAGCUAACUCGGGAAGAUCUGGAAUGCGUGUUAGCUUUAAUAUCUAUAUAAAUAUUUUGUACUGUAGUCUUUCUACAGUAUUGUAUUGGUUAUGAUUACUUUGCUGACGUUGUAA